Brassica oleracea var. oleracea is the source of this 2214-nucleotide messenger RNA. RefSeq lists its product as uncharacterized. Lineage: Eukaryota; Viridiplantae; Streptophyta; Magnoliopsida; Brassicales; Brassicaceae. The coding region runs from base 1 to 2214 and encodes 737 amino acids. The transcript is spliced from 2 exons. The record is from RefSeq and is a predicted model, not a curated record.
AUGCAACAACAGAUGCAGCAGAUGCAACAGACAAUCAACACACAAGAGGCUGCUCGCCAAGCAGCCGCCGACCUAGCUGCUCAGCAAGUCGAGCAACAAGGCGCUCCCAUCGGAGAGCGGAACCUUCCGCGUAAGUUCCCCACCACUCGCUCCGCAAUCAAUCCGCCUCCCUGCACUAGACAGGACUAUGAAAUCAAACUCGCUUUGAUCAGCUUGGUGCAGAAGAAAACGUUCAACGGUCUCGCAGCUGAAAUCCCUUUGGACCACACUGAGAAUUUUGAGAGAGUCUGCAACUUCUCUCGUGCGAAUGGAGUGCCACCAGAUUACAUCAAGUGCACGUUGUUCCCAUUCUCCUUGGAAGGGAAAGCAGCUCGUUGGCUCGACUCGCUCCCAACCGGUACGCUCACUACAUGGGAACAAGUCAGAGUGGCGUUCUUGAGCCACUUCUAUACGAAGUCCAAAACCGCAGCUCUAAGGCAUAAGAUCUUGAAUUUCAAGCAAAAGACCGACGAACCUUUCUAUGAUGCUUGGGAACGUUACAAGGAAUACCGAAGGGAGUGCCCUCACCAUGGGUUUGAGGAUGACUAUAUUCUGGAAAUGUUCUAUGAUGGAGUGAGCUAUGAAUUUCGCAAUGCUCUGGAUUCCUCGAGCAAUGGGGAUUUCAUGACACAAACAACACUAGGCGCAUUCGCACUGAUCAAAAAUAUGGCGUCCAGCUCCCUCAACAAGAACAAGGAACAUGAUCGCUCCAAAAGCGUAAACAGCACAGACGACCUUGCGGCUAAGGUUGACCAGCUAUUGAAAUGUAAUCAGAGCCAAGUGUUCAUCAUGGAGGAAUCUGCAUCAGAGAACAAUGUUUCAGACACUACAACUGAGGGAGACAACACCGUGGAUGACCAACAAGAAGUGAGCUACGUCAAUGGACAAGGAUGGCAGUACAAGAACUACCACCCGAACCCUAACUUUAGGAACAAUCCUCACCUCUUUUCAUAUUCCAAGGCUGACAAUCCGGUUGACAACGCUCAGAACAGUCAAGGGCAGAACAGCGGCUAUCAGAAACCAUAUCAGGGAAGAACAUAUGUCCUGAGCCAAGCGCAGCAUAACCAGUUCCAGAACCAGAAACAGCAAACUGCUCAACCGACCACUCCUUUGCCUACAACUGCUCUGCAAGAUGAAAUAAAGGGUCUAGCAACGAUGAUGCAGCAGCUGCUCCAGGGUCAACAGAUUCAAGGGAAAGCGAUGAAUCAAGUCACCACUGACAUCAACUCCAGGAUGAACCACAUGUUCAAUGACCUGAGUACCAAAUAUGAUAACGUAGCCAGCCAUAUGCGCCAGAUGGAUGUUCAGAUCGCACAGACAGCUGAGAGCGUCAAGAGCACUAAGGAGUGGAAGAAACCUACCGUGAGAGCGUCAAGAGGCAGCAAGGUACUCUACCUGGAAAGACCAACAAGAAUCCUAAGGAGUGGAAGAAACCUACCGGAUACAAUUUCCAAGAAGUUUUCAGCAGCGGAAAAGGGUAAGCAGAAAGAGGGUGAGCAACCAAGAUCUGAAGCAAUUCCUUUAUCUGACGAGGAACCAGAACAGUCUGCUGAGACUGAUCUGACACCUGUCGCUCCACCAGUUGAGCCUGUUCCUCCGCGCGAAUACACCCCCAAGGUUCCAUAUCCUGUUCCAGCAAAGACGUCACGCAAGGAUCGGGAGGAGACCAAGUGUAAAAAGAUGCUGGAAGAUCUAACUAUCAAAUUACCUCUUGUAGAUGCGAUACAAAUGAUCCCUUCUAUGCGCAGCUUAAUGAAAGGGUCGAUCUCUGGUAAGGUGACUGGAGACAGUGAGCUACUGAUGGUUCCAAGCAAGUUUGUUCUCUCCAUACAAAUCAGGAGAACUGUAUUCGCCUGUUCUCUAUCCGAUCUGGGUUCCAGCGUCAAUCUCGUGCCUUACUCUGUGGCAAAACGACUGGGCUUCACAAACUUCAAACCGACAAGACUCUCCCUUGUGUUCACCGACAGAUCAGUCAAGUCACCGGUGGGUAUUCUGGAAGAUCUUCAUGUCCGAGUGGGGAACACUUUUGUUCCUACAGAUUUUGUGGUUCUGGAAUUUGAAGAAGAACCGAGAGAUCCACUCAUCUUGGGAUGUCCCUUCUUGUGCACAGCUGGUGCGAUCAUUGAUGUUUGGCAAGGGAGGAUUGAUCUUCACCUAGGAGACAUUGCGAUGUAG